AUGAAGCAAUAUAUGAACAAGCUCAGUGCGUUUGAGCAUCACGAGAUCUUCAACUACCCCCAGGUUUAUUUUGUUGGCCCCACGGCGAAGAAACGGCAAGGUAUUGUCGGUGGCAACAACAACAACGGAUACGACGACGAAAACGGAUCUUACCUGCACGUCCCCCACGAUCACAUCGCUUAUCGCUAUGAAGUUCUGAAGAUUAUCGGCAAGGGCAGCUUUGGACAAGUGGUUAAGGCUUACGACCACAAAGCACAACAACAUGUUGCUUUGAAAAUGGUACGCAACGAAAAAAGGUUCCACCGACAGGCACAGGAAGAGAUUCGAAUCUUGGAACAUUUGAAAAAACAAGAUCGAGACAACAGCAUGAAUAUUGUCCACAUGUUGGAACAUUUCACGUUUCGCAACCACAUAUGUAUCACAUUCGAAUUGCUAAGCAUGAAUCUAUAUGAGUUAAUCAAGAAGAACAAAUUUCAAGGAUUUACAUUACAGCUUGUUCGCAAGUUCGCGCAUUCAAUCUUACAAUGUUUAGACUCUCUUCAUAACAACAGCAUCAUCCACUGCGACCUUAAACCUGAAAAUAUUUUGCUGAAACAACAAGGCCGCAGUGGGAUCAAAGUCAUAGACUUUGGUUCUAGUUGCUAUGAACACCAGAGGAUCUAUACAUACAUCCAGUCUCGCUUCUAUCGGGCUCCUGAGGUCAUCCUUGGUGGUAAGUACGGUAUGCCUAUUGAUAUAUGGAGCCUCGGGUGUAUCCUGGCCGAGCUUCUUACGGGCUACCCAUUAUUUCCAGGUGAAGAUGAAGGGGACCAGCUAGCAUGUAUCAUAGAAAUGUUGGGAAUGCCCCCGCAAAAACUGUUAGACCAUUCUAAAAGAGCUCGUAAUUUUAUUAGCUCCAAAGGAUUUCCAAGAUACUGUACAGUAAGUACCCUCCCGGACGGGUCGAGUGUCAUCAACGGUGGCAGGUCGCGACGUGGUAAACCUCGAGGUUCUCCGGGAAGCAAGGAGAUCAUGGCUGCUUUAAAAGGUUGUGAUGAUCCCCUAUUUUUAGACUUUAUGCGUCGGUGUUUGGAAUGGGAUCCAAAUUCUCGGAUGACUCCCAGCCAGGCUCUUCGUCACGCCUGGCUGCGCAGGAGGCUGCCGAAACCACCACCGAAUGAAAACAGAGACACUAACAGCAUGUCAACCACUAUAGCAACGAUUGGUAACAACGGUACCAAUACAAAUGUUGGUACUUUGAAUCGUAGAAACUCUACGGGAAACAAUAGAAACGGUGCCGUGCCAAAACUUGCAAACGGCACCAGUUCAGGGAACAAAACUAGGCAAAUCAUUCCGGACGAUGUGGUCAUCACAUCGUCCCAGUUUAAUUCGCGGACAAAACUGCCCCAAAUAGGAUCCACUUUAUAA
Octopus sinensis (East Asian common octopus) is the source of this 1407-nucleotide messenger RNA. RefSeq names its product dual specificity tyrosine-phosphorylation-regulated kinase 2-like. The transcript has a single exon. The record is from RefSeq and is a predicted model, not a curated record. Lineage: Eukaryota; Metazoa; Mollusca; Cephalopoda; Octopoda; Octopodidae. Gene Ontology annotation, cellular component: nucleus. The coding region runs from base 1 to 1407 and encodes 468 amino acids. Gene Ontology annotation, molecular function: protein serine/threonine kinase activity; ATP binding; protein serine/threonine/tyrosine kinase activity. Gene Ontology annotation, biological process: peptidyl-threonine phosphorylation; peptidyl-serine phosphorylation.